Dipodomys ordii (Ord's kangaroo rat) is the source of this 277-nucleotide messenger RNA. RefSeq names its product apoptogenic 1, mitochondrial (gene Apopt1). The transcript has 2 exons. NCBI's taxonomy places the organism in Eukaryota, Metazoa, Chordata, Mammalia, Rodentia, Heteromyidae. The annotation marks the transcript as partial. The record is from RefSeq and is a predicted model, not a curated record. Gene Ontology annotation, biological process: intrinsic apoptotic signaling pathway. Gene Ontology annotation, cellular component: mitochondrion.
UUGUUGAAGGUCUGUUCCCCAGGAUUUUGUCCUCCAAGAAAAUCCUGCCAUGAUUGGAUCGGACCCCCAGAUAAGUAUUCAAACCUUCGACCUGUCCAUUUCUACGUCCCAGAAAAUGAAUCGCCAGUGGAACAAAAGCUUAGAGAAUUAAGACAAGAAACACAAGAAUGGAACCAGCAGUUCUGGGCAAACCAGAAUUUGACUUUUAGUAAGGAAAAAGAAGAAUUCAUUCGCUCAAGACUGAAAACUAAAGGUCCAGGCCUGAAAACGGAUGCAG